GUAUUGUCAAAGUUAACAUAUUCAUGGAGGACCUACCACGUGCAGACGAUGGUGUAGCUGGAUACGAGAGUUUUUUUGCCUUCCGCCUCGAUCACAUUACUUGAUCUUGAGCUCCUUCACCAGCCGUACCAUUGUUGGCACAGAACGGCUCACCAACUACUCCCCGCUUGACUUCACUGAGACGCAUGACGAGACCUCGUCACCCUACAGCUUCUCUCAACUCGCUCUCGACCAGCUUCCAACUCGCUUCUUUCUUCCUUUUCUUUCUUCGCUAACAUUCUCCUACCACAUCUUCAUAUUGCUGGCAUCGUCAUGGAUGGUGUUCGUUUCCAUUACUAUGUUGUGGCAAACGAGACGAUCACGGAGGUGUGCUUCGGGAAUUGCAGUCUUGUGAUUCCCCUACCACCGCCAGGUCUGACAUCAGUACCUUCCGUUCACUACGAAUCGCCUUCGCCACCACCACCUUUCUCUCACCACAAUGUCCUCUCAGAUACCCUUAUUGCCAUGGUUGCUUUCCUCUCGGUAGCCUUUCUGUUGGUGAGCUUCUACAUAACGAUGAUCAGAUGCUGUAAGAGGAGGAACUCAUCCGGGCGAGCUCUGGAGAGACAGAACCCACCUACCCUGGAUGAGUUCUUUGAGGGGCAAGACCCCAUCAACCAUUUUUGGUACAUCAACACUGUGGGUCUUGAGGAAUCACUCAUAAAUUCCAUUACUUUAUGUAAAUUCAAGAGGGGAGAGGGCCUGAUUGAGGGAACGGAUUGUUCUGUCUGUCUGAGUGAAUUCCAAGAAGGUGAGGACCUCAGACUUCUGCCUAAGUGCAGCCACGCUUUCCAUUUGGAAUGCAUAGAUCGGUGGCUGAGGGCACAUGUCAAUUGCCCUCUGUGUCGAGCACCCAUCAUGGCGAGUAAUGAAAAUUCAUUGCCGCCGGAGAAUGGACUUGCCGGCGCUUCUGUGGUAGAUCGAGCCUAUGUCGAGGAACCGGGUGCUGGUGGGGCAAAUGACGAUGAACAAAGCGGAGAUUCAGCCUUUGUAGCGAUUGAAUUGGGGGACGUUGAAGAUCCGAUGAAAGGUGGAGACCUUGGUGCACUUGCUGGGCAAUCAAGCAAUGAUCGGCUGAAUGGGGUAAUGGUGGAGAAAUCAUUAGAUGAAGUUCAGCCUAUAAGAAGAUCGGCGUCAAUGAAUUCCUUGGCUAGGAUACAUGUAUCAACAGGACCAAGAACGAGUUCCGCACGCGAAUUUUCCUCUCUUGCCUGUGGAUCAACGGUGGGAGCAGGUUCGUCAGAUUCUGAGAAACUGAAUUGGGGGCAACUCUCAAGGUUCAAAGGAGAUGGAGGGGACAGCAGUGGAGGAAAAGCUUUGGGAGCCGUUGCUAAGGGACUAGGCAUGCCGAAGAUACCAUUGGACAUGAAAAGGUCUUUCUCUAUUAGUGGAAACUUCUUCUUCUCUAAAAAUGGCCGCAACCGCAGCUCAGUUCUCCCUCUAUGAUAGGAUUUCUUUUUUAAAUUUAUGGAGGAGAAAUCCUCUUCACCUUUAUUCUUCAAGCAUUUUAGUCUACCCGGUCCUUGAGGAACUUGGCUGGCCUCUCUUUUGGGAAGUGUACUAAAAGCUUGAAGAGAAAGUACGAUACAGAAGUUAAAAAUCAACUGUUUGUUCAUAUAUAAAGCAUUUAUCGAUAUGCUAAUGCGGCCAAGGGACAACAUAUGUGGAAGGGACCUGUUCAGAUGAAGCUGCCUUUGUUCAGUUGUGAAGCUUUAGAUCUAUCCUGGCUAAAUCUUAGACUUCCUCUCUGAGCAAAAUCUCUGUAAGUUUCCCUUGGAGUAACACAAUCCUCUGCUAUAGAUUUCACAACAUAAAUUGUGAGGAGCAUGAUGAAUGUCUUGAUGCCAUUUUGUGGGCAAGCGUAUCAAAAGGUGAACAAGGGUUUAAAACUUGUGAUGGUGAACAUUCCAUUCAUCAAUGAAAUGGUUAUAUAUUGGUUUUUUGGUUAUAA
Molecule: messenger RNA, 1990 nt
Organism: Nymphaea colorata (pocket water lily)
Lineage: Eukaryota; Viridiplantae; Streptophyta; Magnoliopsida; Nymphaeales; Nymphaeaceae
Product: RING-H2 finger protein ATL52-like
Exons: 1
Coding region: 313-1485 (390 amino acids)
Biological process (GO): protein ubiquitination
Molecular function (GO): transferase activity
Source: RefSeq, a predicted model, not a curated record